Molecule: messenger RNA, 583 nt
Organism: Terrapene triunguis (Three-toed box turtle)
Lineage: Eukaryota; Metazoa; Chordata; Testudines; Emydidae
Product: chymotrypsin-like elastase family member 2A
Exons: 5
Biological process (GO): proteolysis
Molecular function (GO): serine-type endopeptidase activity
Source: RefSeq, a predicted model, not a curated record
CUCUUCUCUGACCUAUCUAGUGUUUCUUGGCAAACACAACCUAAGGCUUGCUGAAGAAGGAUCGAUUGCAGUCAGUCCACAAAAAAUCAUUGUCCAUGAGGGCUGGAACCCAAAGAGUGUCGCAGACGGCAACGACAUUGCUUUGAUCAAACUCUCCCAGAGCGUUGCCCUGAGCAAUCAAAUCCAGCCGGCCUGCCUCCCCCCAGCAAACAGUCUCCUGGCCUCUGGCGUCGUCUGCUACGUAACAGGAUGGGGAAGGCUGCAGACAAACGGCGCUCUCCCAGAUAUACUGCAGCAAGGGCCCUUGGUCGUGGUGGAUUACGCCACCUGUUCCCUGCCUAGCUGGUGGGGCAGCAUAGUGAAACCCACUAUGAUCUGUGCAGGCGGCGACGGGGUGAUCUCCAGCUGCAACGGGGACUCCGGUGGCCCACUGAACUGCAGAGGUGCUGAUGGCAGGUGGGAAGUGCAUGGCGUAGUCAGCUUUGGCUCCGCACUAAGCUGUAAUUAUUACCAGAAACCCUCCGUCUUCACUCGGGUCUCUGCUUUCAACAACUGGAUCAAUACGGUUAUGGCAAACAACUAA